AUGGAGACUCUUCUAUCCCACUCUUUCGACUAUCUGUCAUCAGCAUCCCCCCAAAAGAUCCGCAAAGGACUGCGUCAACUGGAAGGAUUGGUGGCCCAACUUUGUCUUUCCAGAUCCUCCAUCGCCAAUAAAAGGCAAUCAAUGCUCCUGCUCGGCUCUUCGCCUUCUUCUAGUGGUGGAAAGAAACUGUCUGAUCUGCCGAGCGACCCUCUCUUUCGAGAGUUCUUCAAGCUACAGCAGAAUUUCCAAUGGAAUAUCGCCAUGAGACUGGUCGCCUGCCUCGAGCGGCUGCUAGGCAAAGAAAGCAAUGGCACGCAUGACUUGUUGGUCAUCCAGACACUCGAUCUCAUUCAAGGAGUGUUACUGUUGCAUCCGCCUUCGCGUGCGCUUUUCGCACAAGAAAUCUACAUGAAUCUCUUUUUGGAUCUCCUCGACCCAUCCAACUGUCCCGCCAUUCAAUCCUCCACCAUCAUGGCGCUGGUCACCUCUCUCCUCGACCAAUCACAAAACGCACGAACUUUCGAGGCCAUCGAUGGCCUCCUCGUCGUAACCUCAUUGUUCAAGGCACGCGGAACAUCAAGAGAAGUAAAAUUGAAAUUGGUCGAGUUUCUGUAUUUCUAUUUGAUGCCCGAGACACCAGCGCCCAAACUUUGCGUAUCUACGUCUGCAACCAACACAGCCAUUCUUGGAGGCAGAGGAAAAGAUGUGAUUGCCGCGUUCGAUCGGCGCAGGGAAACUGUUAACGGAGUCGAGAACAGCAGCAGCAGUCCGGACGUCAGCACAGGGACCAGGACCACCGAAGAAAAGCAGGUUCUCCUCGGCAAGCAUCUGAGCAACGUACAGGACCUGGUAGAGGAUCUGAGAGAAGGCGGGGGCGUGUUUGGCGUCGGAGCGAUAUGA
Exophiala aquamarina CBS 119918 is the source of this 900-nucleotide messenger RNA. RefSeq lists its product as uncharacterized. The coding region runs from base 1 to 900 and encodes 299 amino acids. The record is from RefSeq and is a predicted model, not a curated record. The transcript is spliced from 2 exons. NCBI's taxonomy places the organism in Eukaryota, Fungi, Ascomycota, Eurotiomycetes, Chaetothyriales, Herpotrichiellaceae.